Molecule: messenger RNA, 1110 nt
Organism: Triticum turgidum subsp. durum (durum wheat)
Lineage: Eukaryota; Viridiplantae; Streptophyta; Magnoliopsida; Poales; Poaceae
Source: the annotation of a GenBank genome assembly
AUGGACGACUCGGCCCUGUUCAUGGAAUGGGCAAUGGACACGUUGGAGCAGGAGCACCCGGACCCAGUGGUGGUCGUCAACGGCGAGGCAGCAUUCCCCUCGCUUCAGGCACUCCGUGAACAGCGUCUUGUCUUCGAAGAGCUGAUUACGGGAGCCAAUCCGGCAAGCAGCGGGAGCUCCGGCGAAACAACCGACGGCAGCGGGGGCAAUUUCUCGUCCCCAGCGGCCAUGGAGCACGGCAUCUGGCCCCCGUCCCCGAACUCGGCCAGGUGCGCUCCAAGACUUUCCAGGAACGGUGGAGGCACCAACCUUCCGGUCACAAGCUGGAAUUUCUGCGCCGCUUCCGCGCUGCCGGCCAGUGACGGCACACUGGACAGCGGCAGCGCCGGGUCUGUCGUCCCGGAAAUGGUGUACGGGUCCCAGCCGACGAGGAGGUCCGCCGCAAGGAGCCCCACCGGUACCGGACCCGUGUCGUCGGGGCCGCCGUACGCGCAGGACCAUAUCAUGGCGGAGCGCAAGCGCCGCGAGAAGAUUAACCAGCGCUUCAUCGAGCUCUCUACCAUCAUCCCCGGCCUCAAGAAGAUGGACAAGGCGACGAUCCUUUCCGACACGACGAGGCACGUCAAGGAGCUGCAGGAGAAGAUCAAGGCCCUCGAGGCAGCCACCGGGUGCCGCAACGCCGUGGUGCUCGUCAAGAAGCCGCGCCACGCCGACGCCGCCGUUUCAGACCAGAGCCAGAACGGUUCGUCCUCGUCGGCGUCGUCGGGGGCGCCUUCUGCGGGGAAUAACCCGCUGCCGGAGAUCGAGGUGCGGUUCUUGGAGACCGGCGUGAUGGUGAGGGUCCUCUGCCACGACGUCAAGGGGGUGGUGGUGAGGGUGCUGUCGGAGGUGGAAGAGGGGCUCCACCUCACCGUCACCCACGCCAAUGUCAUGCCGUUCACGGCCUGCACUGUCAUCAUAACCAUCACGGCCAAGGGAAUUUCUUAUGGACUUUACGGACGAGCGGAUAUGGUGGAUGAGGGCUUCACCGUCACAGCAGAGGAGAUCGUAGGAAGACUCAACUAUGUGUUGGAAUUGUAUAGCAGCUGCACUUCUACCGAAGAAAACUGA